This is a messenger RNA of Stegodyphus dumicola, 1702 nucleotides long. Its product is annotated as ankyrin repeat domain-containing protein 13C. Gene Ontology annotation, cellular component: cytoplasm. The record is from RefSeq and is a predicted model, not a curated record. Gene Ontology annotation, biological process: protein retention in ER lumen. Gene Ontology annotation, molecular function: signaling receptor binding. NCBI's taxonomy places the organism in Eukaryota, Metazoa, Arthropoda, Arachnida, Araneae, Eresidae.
GAAAUGUGUUACUUGUUCCACCGUGAUAUUAUUUACUUUAUUAUAAUAAUAGCUUUGUGUUUUAUUAUCUUUCCAUGUUUUUAAUAGGAAAUGAUUGGCCAUUUUCUUGCUGAUGUAUAUGUGAUUAAUGGAUUACUUUUGGAAUCCAGAAAAAGACGGGAACAUUUAACAGAUGAAGAUCUGCACAAAAAUAAAGCUAUAUUUGAAAGUUUCACAAAAAGUGGGAACUUUUUGCUUGACAAUACUGAGAUCCAAAGAAGAAAGUCUUUACCACCACCUAAAGUGCGACAGAUAUCAUGGGAAGAGUACAUUAAUUCUAAUGACAAAUAUAUUCAUCUCGGGAGACCUAUGGUGUAUAAAGAAACUAAAAAACAUUUUAAGGCUACUUUGGCCAUGUCUGAAGAUUUCCCAUUGUCUGUAGAAUCACUUUUGAAUGUACUGGAAGUAAUUGCUCCUUUUAAACAUUUCAAGAAAUUAAGAGAUUUUGUAAAAAUGAAGUUACCAGUUGGAUUUCCUGUAAAAAUAGAUAUCCCAAUAUUACCUACUGUGACUGCAUGUAUCACAUUCCAGGAUUUUCAGUUUAAUGUGGAAAUCCCCGAUUCAUAUUUUGAAAUCCCCUCAGAUUAUCAGGAAGACCCUAUGCGUUUUCCAGAUUUAUGAUUAUCGUAUUCACUGUCUUUUCCAGUCUGGUUUGAACUUGCACUAAUGUUAAUGUAAAAGAAUUUUUUCUUUCUUUCAUGAUUUCUCUGUAUUGUUUUUAAGCAGUACCUUUGCCUGAUUGCAGUCAGGUUCUGCUCAGUCUUAAAAAAAAAGAAGAAGAAAUGAUUGUUUUUAAGCAGUAUCUUCGGCUGAUUGCAGUCAGGCUGUGCUCAAUCUUAGGAGAAAGAAAAAAAAAAAAAAAAAAAAAAAAAAGCUCAGAAACAAUCUGUUUUAUAUUUAGGUCAUCCUAUGACUGAAUCACUAAGUCAUUUAACAAGUUUUAAGAAUUUUAUUUUUCAGUGAUGUGGACUACUUGUGAAAUAAAUUGACAGUUUUAAAACUGUAUAUUUUCAGCAAUAGCACAGUCUUUUUUAAGAAUUGCUGAAGCAGUUCUAUGCCAUAUAUCAGCUGUAAAGAGUGAAUGUCACCUGUAAUCAUAUGCUUCCAAUUGAUAUAAAUUUUAUAUGUGUUUGAACCCACCAAGACAACCUGAAUGCUUAUUUUUUCUUGCUGUUGUUUCUAUUCCAGUCCCACCACUUCUAUAGAAUGAAUUGCACCUGCAUAAUAUUCACUUUUAGACAGAGAUCACUUCCAAGUUGUCUAAAGCAAUUGUUGAGUCUAUGUUUUUGUUAGUCAUGUUGUAAUCCCUGUAAUUUGUGUAUAUAGAAUGUGAGAUCACAAAUUGUUUGUUUAAGAUUUGAGUAAAAAAGUGUAUAAUUUUAUAUUUGUGCAAGUUUUUAACUUAAAUGUUGAAGAUUGUUAAGAAAUUCCCUAAUGUGUUGCUUUUAAGUUCCUUAUCUGCACGUUUUGAGCAGAUAUCUAUUAUAGUGUAAAAAUUUUCUGUAGUUUUUAUUACCUCAUUUAAAGGAUAUGUUGAAUAGUGUUAAAGUUUUGAUUGAAAAUAUUUGCUUGAGAUUGUGUUCAAAUGUUGUCUUGCGUUAUAAGUCUUAAGAUUUAAAUAAAGUAUUUUAACUUUUUUUUUAAUAAACCUCUUUUGAUUGUU